AUUAAGGUGUCACUUCAACCAGUGAGUGGGUGAAAGGCUAUUUCCUUGUUGCUUUUUGUGUAUAAGAGUUUGUGAUUUGACAGGACUGCAGAAUUCAGCUGAGACUGAAGCCGGUUUGACCUUCAGUGAGCUGCCUGGGCUUCCUGUUUCUCUUACAUUUUCUUUGCAGCAGAACAAACCAUGAGGGUCUUUUUUCUUCUCUGUGCUGCCGUCGCUUUGCACAUCACAACAGCAAAUCCAGUGCUGCACUUGAAGCAAGAAGAGCCGCUGUCUGUUCAGCAAAACAACACUGAAUGGUUAUCCAGUCAGCACCUCUGUCCCCCCGGGUUUAGAGGGCUCUGGGGGCGAUGUUUCACCUUUUUUCCUGAUCCUAUGGCCUGGAUAGAUGCUGAGAAACAUUGUUGGUUGCUUGGUGCCAACCUCGCCUCCAUCCAUGACCUGAAGGAGUACGAGUUCCUCAUUGAGCUCAUGAAGGAAGUUGGAUAUUUUGGUCCAGCCUGGAUUGGUGCCAGUGAUGCUGUUCGGUUUGGGGAUUGGUUAUGGAGCGAUGGUUCACCAUAUGAACCAUGGGUCCCUAACUUGCCAGAGAGCUGGUUUAGAUGGAGACAUUGCCUCGCCAUACAUUCAGAUGAUUUCCUCAGAAUUGAUCGUCAUAAUUGUGAAGAGGGGCUUCCUUUCCUCUGUGGAACAAGACCAGGGUGUUAAACAUCAACUUGCAUGAAAUCACAUGAAACCAAAGUAUAAG
Molecule: messenger RNA, 745 nt
Organism: Archocentrus centrarchus (flier cichlid)
Lineage: Eukaryota; Metazoa; Chordata; Actinopteri; Cichliformes; Cichlidae
Product: ladderlectin-like
Exons: 7
Coding region: 181-705 (174 amino acids)
Source: RefSeq, a predicted model, not a curated record